AUGGAAAGCCCACCGUCUGAUGGAUUCAAGCAAUUGUCCAUCUCUUCGUUUUAUCCUGUUCUGACACCCCGGAACAAACCGACGCAUUCUCAAUCACCUGUUCAUGGAGAAGAAGAGCAAAACUUUUUGCAACAAAAUGCUAUCUCGCAAAUAUCACGGUCUACAGACUUACCACAUACAGACUCGAAGGGGGAAUUGGCUCAAGCUCGAGACCCCAGGCCUCAGCGCUCGCCCGCUGAGAUGAACAGGAGAAUGAUAUUGUCGCAAGUCGCAAAAGAGACAAAAUCACUCCUUCCCGGCCUCUUGGACUCGAUGCCUCAUGCUCCUAAAGAUGGAUAUCUGAUCUCUAACCCGUCCACCCUGGGUUCGACCUUUUGCCCCAGAUUUAACAACACCACAGUAAAGGUUGUUAAUGGAGACUCGUUCGAUGUUGCCAUCAAUCUUGCCAAUAGCUCUCUAAUUUAUGGCACCCGAGAUGCUAAGCCUGUCUGUGUGCUCAAUAUGGCCAACCAGUGGAGAGCAGGAGGAGGCUGGCUUAAUGGAGCUAUUGCCCAAGAAGAAGAACUUUGUUACCGCAGCAGUCUGAGUUUCACACUUAAACUGCGGUAUUACCCUUUAGGAGAUUUCGAUGCUGUGUACUCGCCGACAGUUGUUGUAUUUCGUGAUAAUUUCCAAAGGGGGCAUAGACUGAUGGACAUAAAGAAGCCUGAUUAUCUUCCUGUCGUCAGCGUCGUCAGUGUGGCCGCAUUACAAGGACCAGAAUUGGACCUAAGUUUCACGCCACCCAGGUAUAAACACAAUACGGACCGAGACUUCAUGAAGAGCAAGAUGCGUGUCAUUCUCCGAGUGGCAGCGUACAAGAAGCACCGUCGGCUGGUAUUAGGCGCCUUUGGCUGCGGUGCCUUCUUUAACCCUAAGCACGAAGUAGCAGACUGCUGGGCGGAAGUGCUCAAGGAAAAGGAGUUCAAAGGAUGGUGGGAGCACAUUGUCUUUGCAGUCAUCGAUGACUCUGCUAGAGGAGCCGCAGCUGAAAAUGGAAACCUUAGCGUUUUCCAAAACAAGCUGGAUGGACUUCAAGUUUGA
Messenger RNA from Aspergillus wentii DTO 134E9, 1083 nucleotides. RefSeq lists its product as uncharacterized. Lineage: Eukaryota; Fungi; Ascomycota; Eurotiomycetes; Eurotiales; Aspergillaceae. The transcript has a single exon. The record is from RefSeq and is a predicted model, not a curated record. Bases 1 to 1083 code for a protein of 360 amino acids.